UCACUCAUCCCCCAUGGUCAAUCUCUCCUAACCUCCUCCUCCUCCUCCUCCUCCUCCUCUCUCUCUCUCUCUCUCUCUCUCUCUCUCUCAUAGUCUACAAAACAGAGUCCCCUGUUUUUAUCCUCUGGCUCUGUUUCACAACAUUGGUAGAAGAAAAAUAUUCAAACUCCUCAGCUCACUCAUCACCAUGUCCACCAUUGUCUGUCAAGGCCUCCAAUCUUGUCUUGAGUCCCAACUCACAGAGACAAGAACACUCAGGCUCAAACUGGCUCUCCCAAAACCAUCCUUCUUCGAAACAAUCGAACCACCAAUCACACAAAGCUCAUAUCUCCAUCAGCCUAUGCUCAACCCAUCUUCAUCUUCCUCCAUUCUCAGCACCAAAAGCUUAGACCUCUGUACAGAGAAUUUGGGUAGCGAAACUGGCACAGACACCAUUGAAAUCAGCAAAUUUUGUCUGUAUUACCCGGCUUCGAAUGACAAACAAGAAGCUAAAACAGGGGUGGAAUCGAAGUCAUCCAAAAACAUGAAAUUUAAGAAAGUUGGGAAUUUGAAUUCCCGGGAUUUUCCUCCACCAUUGACAACGAUGAACGGUGUGAAUUCUCUGCACGUGAGGCCUCACCGGGAAGGCGGUAGAUUGGUAAUUGCCGCCAUGGAGGACCCAAAACAACAGAGGUUUUUUCAGGCUGAGAGAAGCCAUGGCCGCCUUAGACUGAGCUUUUGGAAGGACUCGGAAAUGGUGGUGGAGGAAAGCGAAGAAGAGAGUGACAUGGAAGAGGUUGAAAUUGAGGAAGAUGGUGAAGAAGAAGAGGUGGGUGAAGAAGAAAGUGAUGGGUAUGUGAAGGAGGAUAUGGAUGCAAAUAUCUUGGAUGUUGGGGGUGAAAUGGGAAUUGAGAAGUUUCAAUGGUCAAGUAGGUGCAAUGAAGGCGUGUGUGGCAAUGAAAGUAUAUCUAAUUGGGAGGGAGUUUGGGUGUCCUCUUCUUAAAAAUUUUAUUUUGAUGUUUUAAUGUGGUUUUAGUCCAAAUAUGUGUAAGUUGACUAUUCGAUUAUCAAAAAAUAUAUUUUUAAUGGCAUGAUUCUAUCAGAAUUUUUGUA
This is a messenger RNA of Camellia sinensis, 1092 nucleotides long. RefSeq names its product protein FANTASTIC FOUR 3. Lineage: Eukaryota; Viridiplantae; Streptophyta; Magnoliopsida; Ericales; Theaceae. The record is from RefSeq and is a predicted model, not a curated record.